AAGUAACACGAGGCCCCAAUGUUCCUUAAAAAAGUUACCCUUUACAGGAGCCAAUCACAGCAUACAUUUUACGCCACCCUACAUCUCUAUCGGUGAACUCCCAAAAUAAACCUAUGAUUUGAGGUACCUUGUUGUAAAAGUCCCAUCUCUACACCGUCGAAAACUCCAAGCGCAGCCAAUUUAACCAAACAUCUAUAAAAGCGAUCGCGUUGAUUAGAGGGGCCAUCAUUUGCUACCGUGAAGCCGUUCGGUCAAUCCAUUUUACGAAUUUCUCCCGCGAAUCGAAAAACGCGCGCGCGUUCGACCAUUCACCACCGUUGAAGCAAGAAGUGUGCUGCUGCUCCACUGUACCAGUACCAGUAGUGUGCUGCUGUGUCGUGUGACUUUUUCCCCGGUCAACUCUUUGAAGAAGAAAGGAAGCAUAUCGUGCCGCAGAAAAAAAAAGCUCACAGCAUUUCCGCGUACCGACCGGAGUAGUGCAAAAGCAGAAAAUCCAGUUGGACCCAACCAAGCCGAUCAAUCGUGAUCUUCAGCUCAGAGCUUUCACGACUUUUACCCGUUGCUAGUGGUCAAUUGCGUUCCAGUAGCGUUUUGGUGCUCCAGACCCAGAGGCAGUUGCGAUUAGUGGCGAACAGUGCAAGUGCAAAUUUGCGGUUUGAGGCAGAUUUUCAAGUAUCGACCAAUAAUCUUACAUCGCUGGGCAUCACUUGUGGCGGAAAAAAACGCAGCACUUGAAAAUGAAAGUAGCGGUUGCAGCAGUCUUGCUGAUUUGCAUUAGUGCCAUCGAGGCGCGAACCAAAGCGGAGAAACGAAAGGAUUUCGAGUAUGACUACGACUCGGCGGCAGCCAGCGCUGGCUAUGGGGGCUCAUAUUCGCCCAAGUCGGGAUACAGUGCCGGAAGUGGUCUCCGCUCGAUUGCGCAAGGAUCGGCCGAUCAGGCGACAUCAGCUGUAGCCAACCAACAUGCGGCAGCCAAACAGGCAGCUUAUGUCGCUCAAAACACACUCGCCCAGGCAGCAGCCCAAGCCGCGGCCACCGCACAGGCAGCUCUUCACGGAAAACAGGUUCUUCUGCAAGGUCUGGAACAGCAGAGUCUGGAGGCACAUCAGGCACUCGAUGCCGAGAUUCAGCAAUUGCAGCAAGCCAAGCGUUCCGCCAAAGCCGCGCAACACGCUGCCCAACAGGCGUUGAACCAUGUGCAAGUGCUGACAGCCGCUCUGAACAACGCACAGGUUGCCUCUGAACAUGCCCAACAGGCUGCUAGUGAAGCCGCUGCCGAGCUGGCGUCGCAAACGCAGAUGGUGGGAGCAGCCAAAGCGCGUGUAGAGAACAUCGAAGAACAGCUGAAUGCUGCCCGUGUAGACUUCGAAGCCACUCAGGAAGCUGCCCAUAAGGCUGCUUCGUCGGCUCAAGAGGCUCAGAACAAUGCGGCCGAAGCUGCCGCCCAUGCUGCCAUCACUCACCGUAGCGGAACGGUCGCUGUUGAACACCAACACCAACAUCAACAAAUCCAGGCCAAAGCAUUCAAACCAACAGGUCUACUAACGCAAGGAGAUGAUAUCAACAGUGCCGAACAUGAUGCCCCAGCCAAUCAUAAAUUCAACGAUUUCAAACCCGCUGCCCAGUCUUACAAUUACCCAGGAUACAAAUAACUUACUGCGAGUGACUCUUCCAAACAAAUGUAGCGACCUCUCUAUGUUUUAAUAGAAGCGAAAAGAGAUUUACCUAAACGUUUAAUUAUAAGAAAAGCGUUCCGUAAUUGCCAGCUUCGAUCGGCGAAACGAAAGCGAUCGAAAUCGCUAUAUUAUAUGUGGUGAAUUUGAUUGACCAUUGUGCACAUACCGAGCGUGAUCUGCGGAGUUGUGAAAGAAAACAUCUCUAUUAUAACGGCCGGCAUGAGUUUCUCAAGCGCUGAAUAAACUAAAAUCUCGAGAGUUUAUCGCACAACCGGCUGCCCAUUAGCGUCAGUUUUGGGUGUUCGGUUCAUUCGUACAGUACCUAUGCAAUAGUAGUACGUAGUUGUAGUUCGUCUAUUAUGAUUUUACAUUUCCUAGGCCGUUAGCUAAUUUUGACGAAUAGUUACCAGUAUCACUUUAGUUUUAAGGCACUAAUGUAUAUUUAUUGAGAGAAUGAUUUGGCAAGUCUAGCAGCAUGCACCAUCAAUCAAGUUGAACUCAUGCAAACUCACAGUCUUGGAUUCAAUAGACAGUAGGUUAUUUAUUUCAAAAUUGAUGCGAUAUGUUUUCGAUUCAUAGUUUAAAACUGUUGUUAUUGUAUAAAAUGCUUCAUGCUUUCUUAAAAUUUAAAUAAAAUAGAACGUUACAAAAAAA
Aedes albopictus (Asian tiger mosquito) is the source of this 2330-nucleotide messenger RNA. Its product is annotated as prespore vesicle protein. The transcript has 4 exons. The record is from RefSeq and is a predicted model, not a curated record. NCBI's taxonomy places the organism in Eukaryota, Metazoa, Arthropoda, Insecta, Diptera, Culicidae. Bases 738 to 1652 code for a protein of 304 amino acids.